Molecule: messenger RNA, 321 nt
Organism: Hydatigera taeniaeformis
Lineage: Eukaryota; Metazoa; Platyhelminthes; Cestoda; Cyclophyllidea; Taeniidae
Source: the annotation of a GenBank genome assembly
AUGAAUAUUAUCGAUCAACCUGUUCUUGAGCGGUUUACUUUGUUGAAUGAUCGCAUUGUGACUUUGAGGUUUCUUUGUGCGGAACUUAUAGUUGCUCGCAAAGGUGGUAAGAAAAAUAAGCAGAAGUCAAACAAAUCUCAAAUCACGGCCGAUCUGACGGAAUAUCUGAAAAGGGCUUGUCUAACUCUCAACCUAUCCAGACCACCACCUGACAUCGAUGCUAGCAAACUCUUGUCGUCUCUCCUCGAAUCCGUGAGUUCCGACAAAUUUCACAUGCACUAUUAUCAGCUUGGAGGAUUUUGCUUAAUUACUUUCUAUUGA